CCCUUCCUGCCACCGCCCCGCGGUUCACGACCGGCUGGGGCCACCACCUCCGGCAGACUCUGUCGCCUGGCAACACGGCGGACGCGGCGGAACACGCGGUCAUGGCCUCCAAGGGGAGCAAGAAGAAGGAGUUGGGCAGCCGCUCCAGCUCCAUAGCGCUGGGCGUCUUCGCCAAAGAUGUAACUGUGUCUUCCAGUGAGAAGUGGAGAUUUCCUAUUUGGCCAGAAUGGAACGAAGCAGAUAUCAAUGCUGAAAAAUGGGAUACUGGAAAAGCUGGAAAAGAGAAAGAUAAAACUGGGAAAAGUCCUACUUCACAUUUCUUUGAGGAUCCUGAAGGGAAAAUAGAGUUGCCAGCAUCUUUAAAAGUACAUUCAUGGAAACGUCCGCAUGAGUUUUUAGCACAUAAGAUACCUGUGAUUGUCAAAAAUGAAGCCUCAUUUGACCUUCUUUCAGAAAAUGAGCAUAUAUUUUGUAGUGAGCUGAUGAGAUGGAUUGUAAGUGAAAUUUAUGUAGUCUGGAGGAUAUAUAAUGAAAAGACCCUAACUAAUGGAACAUCCACACUUUUUUGGAAACCAUGGGAACACAUUUAUGCAUUAUGUAAAGCUACCAAGGGACACAUGCCACUGUAUAAUAACUAUGGAAAAUAUGUAGUGAGACUUUAUUGGAUGGGGUGCUGGAGAAAAAUCAUUGUGGAUGACACUAUGCCUUUCAAUGAAGAGAAUAAUUUGUUACUACCAGCUACAACCUAUGAAAUUGAACUUUGGCCAAUGUUGCUGUCCAAAGCUAUCAUUAAGCUGGCCAAUACUAGUAUAUGUGAAACUGCAGAUAGAGAGAUGGAGGAAUUUACAGUUCUACAUACACUGACUGGAUGGUUACCAGAAGUUAUUCCUCUCCAGCUUGAAUACUUGGACAAAGUCUGGGGCUUUUUGAAAGAGGUUUUGCCAGAAUUCAAGUUGCCAAAUAAAAAAGCUCCCGUACUUGAUACUCCUCAGUCAGAUACAAAAUGUAAAGAGACCGAAGUCUCAGAGUUAAAAAAUGAAGUUUCAUCUGCCAACAAGCAGUCAGAGAAGCCUGAGAAAGCAGGGAAAGCUGAUAAAAUUGGCAAAGAAAAAGCAGAACAAAAAGAAAUUGGAAAGAAGAAAAUCAGAGAUGGAGAUAAAGAAAAGCACAAGUUAUCACUUCAGUCUGCUGAAACCAGAUAUUCUUUUCAGGCCUUAACUGAAAAAUCAUCUGUGCCAACCCAGCCAGAAAUGGUCGUGUAUGCUGGCUGUAUACCACUACAUUUGUUUGAAAAGGAUGUUUUUUCGUUAAAACAGAUGGCUGAUUCUUCAGAGAAACUAAGGCAGUAUGGACUUUCCCACAUAUAUAGCCAUCCUGUCCUGAUCACUAGAACAAGGUCCUGUCCUCUGGUAGCGCCACUACAACCACCACAAGUUCCUCAUUGGAAGCUUUUCCGUCAGAAAAAGGAAACUCUUGUGUCAUCUGAACCCCGAGUGUCUGUGGUAAAGAAACCUGAAGAACAUGUUGAGAUUGCUAGCCUAUUUUUGAAUUACAAAUUGAAUGUUAUUACACUACCCACACACAUCAACUUUCCACAAUCUAUCCUCAAAAAAGGAUUUGAUUCUCUGUCCCGUCUCCCUUCUGUUACUGAAAGUGAUGAAAAUGUGAGAGACAGUAAUGUGGCUGUGAAUCAAAGUGUGAGACAUUCAAAUGCAGAAGAUGAUUCUCAGGAGACCACCCUCAGUGGGCAGCAAAAUGCAGAGACCUUUGAUAAGGAAUUAAAUGAGAAUAUCGGUUUUGAUGCAAAACGGAAAUUAGAAAGAGCUGAUACCAAUACGAACAUCCAGACAGGGGAUAAAUCAAAGGAAGAAACUGAGUCAGAAAGGACUUCUGUUUCCAGGAAAAUCUGGAUGAGUUUUGAAGACUUCUGUGUUUGUUUCCAAAAGCUGUAUGUUUUCCACAAGCCACAUACAUAUGCUUAUAACUAUCUGAAGACGGAUUUUAAGUUUUCUGAUGACCGAGUCCUCUAUUACUUACUUGUGGACAGUCUGAUGCCCAUUGAAAUACUGGUUAGUUUUUCUGCAUUAGUACACUGGUAUGGUACUGGAGGUACUAAAAAGGAAUCUUCUAGUAUUUCAAAGGGUGUGCUGACAAUUGAACGUUUCUCUUGGAAAUGCCUGACUCCUGGAGAACUUCUGUUAAAGAUGCAUACAUCUGCAGCCAAAGCUACUGUGUUAAAUCUUCCUGUUGGGCGACACAUAUUGCUCUUCACAGUAAGUUCUCCCAUAGGGCACCAUAUUCAUCUGUGUAGCAUGGUGCCAUGUGUGUUUGGAGAAGAGGAUACUGUGAUACCGUGUCUUGAAAAGGAGAGCUACCGGUUUAUAGAACAGGCAACAGCUAUCCUGAAGGCUAUUGGAAAUGUGAUAAAUAAUUUCAGCACUAAGCCUGAGCUUUCUAAAUCCUUGAAGGAGUUAGAACUAACUCACUGUCCUCCUAGCAUCCAUGGUACUGGAAUGGCUGAAGAGCACUUCAAGGUUUUCAAUAGUGUAUUUUGGUAUUUGAUCAAAAAUAUAUUAGGCAAGAAGGCUUCCUACAGCUGUAAAUUUGCCUUCAGGUCCUUCACUCUGGAUUUUGAAAACACUGAGGUUUCUGAAGAUGACCUUGUGUCUUCAGAGACUUAUCUGAAGAAUACCCUUGGUAGUUGGCAGAGCCAAAUUCCCACUUCAGAAGAAGCAGCAGCAGCUCUUAAAAUUCAAGCCAUCUGGAGAGGGACCUAUGUUAGGAAAGUAUUGAACAGCAGAAAACCAGGUACUAAAGAAAACACUAAUGUCAAAGAAACAUUGCAAAACCUGUGGACUGCUAUUGAGUUAAAUUUUGAACAGUGUGCUGUAAUGUUGUUAAGAGAAAUGUUUAAAAGAAACUGUAAGUCAAUCGAAAAGUUUCCAUGUUAUGAAGAUGAAUGGUGUAAGAUGUCUUUUGCUGACUAUAAUGGAUCGUACACCGAUCAGCCACCAAAUACAUGGUUUAUGCUUUUUAGAGAAAUAUUUUUUGUUCCAGAAGACAUGCUUAUAGUGCCAAAGGUGUAUACCACUAUCCCUUCCUUUAGACUUCAUGUUGUUGAUAAUGACACACUGGAGGAAAUGCCCCAUGUCUUUUUCAAAGUGGCACCUUGUGUUUAUCCCAAAAAUAAGAAAGGAUACACAUUUAUGGCUGAAGCAUGGACUGGUGACCUACCUGUGGCAGCUGGAAGAUGGAGGCUCCGGCUCAUUGGUUCUCACACUCCGCUCCCAUUUCUCUCUCGUGAUGCUGUAAAUAAUAUCUAUUCUAUUAAAGAAAUUAAAGAGUAUUACAUACCCAAUAACAAGCACUUAAUGUUCAGGUAUUCAGUAAAAGCCACAGCAUCACAUAUUGCUACAGUGCAGGUACAAACCUCUAAAUCAGAUGUGUUCAUUAAACUACAAGUCCUAGAUAAUGAAGUGGAAAUUUUGAGUGUCACGGGAAAGGGACAGGCAGUCAUCCCUGCUUUUAAUUUCUUGAGUAAUGAAAUGCUUUUGAGUUCUCAAUCAAGCAAGAUUAGUCAAAGUAGUACAAGGAAGGAAUCAGAAGUGAAAGGAUCCAAAAAAAAAGUUCAUAAUUCAUCUUCAAAGGACACCAAAACUUCUUUGAAGGCAGGACAUGUACGAGAAGGUCCACCUACAUUAGAAGAUGAAUCUUCUGUCUUGGAAACCUUUCAAAACAAGGAUGGAAGUCCGCAAGAAUCUCAUAAGUAUAUCAUACAAGCAUUGGUGCUGUAUAAUAGUUGGCCACUUGAAGAGAGUGAGUCUCUCUUUGUUCAGGAACUGAAAGAAAUGGAGAAAAAUGAAAGCAAAGUACGUGGGGAAAAGCAUGAGGAGCACAGCUUUCCUCUAACGCUCAGUUUUUCUGAUGUACAUAAGUCUGCAAGUGCUCGUAAAACAACCAGAAAAACAAAAGAUAAGGCAUCUGAGAAGACAGAAAAAGAGAAGUCCAAUAAGGAAAGAGGAUCAAUUCUACCUCUUGUUUCUCCACCUGAAUCUCAGCAAGCUGCUUCAAACAAACCACACUGGACUUUACGUCUAGUUAGUGAACAGAGAGAGGCAGACAUUCUGGAGGUAAAGAAAGACACACAGCGAGCAGAUGAGAUCAAAGCCAUGAAACAAGCAUGGGAGUCUGCAGAGCCAGGAAGAGCUAUCAAGGCUUUUCAGGAACGCAUGCGGUUUAUUAAUAAGUUUGCUGUGGGUUGUUCAGAGGAGCCCACAGAUGGGACUGAGACUGCCAGUAUAACACCUAGUUCAGGAGAAAGAGAUUCUGUUGCCACAGGAAUGCAAGCAUCACAGGCUGAUACUGACUCAAGCUUACAGAUGCAGCAAAACAAAUGGAAGCCUAUAGACCUUAGUCCUUACAUAAGAAAAACAAUGGCAAAGCCUGUGCUAAGAAAUGAGUUUAUCAUUCAACAGCAAGAGAUAAGUAAAGCAGAAAAAAUCAAGCAUUUUAAGGAGCUUCGAGAGCUGGCUUUGGAACAAAGAAAACAAGAACAAAAUGACAGAACUCUGCUGAAGAAAAAUAUACUUGAAAUGUAUGAGAACCUGCAGAGAAACAAGAUGAUGUUGUCCUCCAUCCCGAAGGAUGACAGACAGGAAAGAAUCAGAGAUUCAACUAGGUUAGAAAAGACCUUCAAGAUCAUCAAAUCCAACCUUUACCCCAGGACUGCCAAGACCACCACUAAACCACAUCACUAAGGGCCUCAUCUACAUGGGUUUUGAACGCUUCCAGGGAUGGUGACUCCACCACUUCCCUGGUCAGCCUGUUCCAAUGCCUGAUCAUCAUUUUGGUGAAGAAAUUUUUCCUAAUAUCCAGACUAAACUUCCCCUGGUGCAGCUUGAGGCCAUUACCUCUUGUCCUGUUGCUUGUUACUUGGGAGAAGAUUCCAGCCACCUCCUUUCUCCAUCCUCCUUUCAGGUAGUUGUUGAGAGCAGUAAGACCUCCCCUGAGCCUUCUCUUUUCCAGCCUAAAAAACCCCAGUUCCCUCAGUUGUUCCUCACAGGAUGUGUGCUCUAGAGCAUUCACCCACUUUGUUGCCCUCCUCUGAACACAGUCCAGCACCUCAGUAUCUCUCUUGUAAUGAGGGGCAAAUAGAAAAUCAGGGAAGGAACUAGUCUGCAUCGUAUGAAGUGAGACAAUAGCAUAAAAGCAAGGUGUUUUGAAGAUGCUAUUAGCCAAAAUCAGGGAAGAAGAGAUGGGGUGGUCAGGUAGGACUCAGGACCUUUAAUUUCUGUGUCAGUAAGAAUGUGGGUAGGGACAGUAGUCCAGGGAUAGUCAGGCUAAUCUGAGAAUGGGGUAACAUACAAAUGUGAGCAAGAUGUGUCACUUUGGGCCAGGUCUGAGUGCAUACUCCUCUCUGAAACCUGGGUUCCUCUGCCUAACAUGUGGACUUCUCCCUAAGGGCAAGUACCAAAAUGUUCACUUUUCAGGGGCACAUAAGAUGUGUUUGCUUUACACAUGGUAACCCAGUGGGUGCAGCACAACCCACGGAAAGCAACAGCCAGGCUUCUGUACCUGAGAGAGCUGAAGUGGAUGCUGUCGGUCUGUGACCCACCUAGCAGGACAUCACAGACAUCCUUCCCUGCUACCCUUGAGUUGGGACCACUGUGCCAUUCUCACAAGACCAAAUACAGAGCACAGCAAGACAGCCUGACUCUGUGUAUAAGCCAACCCAUUGCAAAGCUGGAACAUGUGAGGAGGGAUACAGCAGCUGCACUUCCAGGAAUGCUGGUAAGGCUUAACUUGCUAGUAAGUCACAUAAAUGAAGUGUCUGACUAAAGAGACCACUGUUCUGUGGCCUAGAGUGUCCUAGACUUAAUUUCCAUUCCAUGGCUGAACACUCUACAACUGGCAGAAACCAGACAACAUUAGCUAUUGCCAUGGUACAGAGGCAGUCAAAGCACUCAGCUGUAGCAUGGCUAGGAGGAACCAGAAGUAAUUCCUAAAAUCCUAGGAUGGUUUGGGUUGGAAGGGACCUGAAAGACAACGUACAGAAAGCAGGAAGUGCCAAAAGGGACACAAAGGGGCAGUGAAAAAUUCAAAAUCCAUCCAUCCUCUUCUCUACUCUGCCAUGCCAGAGACCACAACACACAACUCUUCCCCUUCAGCCCCCCUGCACUACAGAGAAACCUUGAGUUGGCUCUGGAGACAGCUGUUGGCUGAAGGUAGAAUCAUAGACCUAGAAAUGUAGGAAAGACUAAAGCUGCUCCACUCCCAGCCAUCUACAUAGACAAAGGGAAGAAAACGUGUUAGAGGGUUUUAUGUAUCUUUCUCCAGUUCCCAGGAGUCAUAUUUUUAUGGAAUAAGAGACCAAAAAUUAGUCACAAGUGCCUAAAGCAAUGCUUGUACUUUUCUCUCUCAUGCCACAGAAAUGGCAUGAGGUGAUGUGGGAUUCAGCUUAUAAAGGAACAAGAUGCUGCUUCCUCUCACCUUGUCCUUGCUCGUUGGAGAAUGAGUCUCACAGCACUUCGCUCCCAUUAUCAAAAGCCGUUAUCAUUAGGAGAACAAGGGAAUGUUUGUCUGUUGUUCCAGUGCAAAAGGUAGGUUUCCCAAAAGCACAUUUCUCAGACUUGUUUAAGUAGUUUUCACCUAAACUAUUCAGUGUUAACAGUGCCAA
Pezoporus flaviventris is the source of this 6676-nucleotide messenger RNA. RefSeq names its product androglobin (gene ADGB). The transcript is spliced from 35 exons. Gene Ontology annotation, biological process: proteolysis. The coding region runs from base 102 to 4757 and encodes 1551 amino acids. Gene Ontology annotation, molecular function: heme binding; protein binding; oxygen binding. NCBI's taxonomy places the organism in Eukaryota, Metazoa, Chordata, Aves, Psittaciformes, Psittacidae. The record is from RefSeq and is a predicted model, not a curated record.